Messenger RNA from Danio aesculapii, 1030 nucleotides. It is a transcript of the gene zcchc10, whose product is annotated as zinc finger, CCHC domain containing 10. Lineage: Eukaryota; Metazoa; Chordata; Actinopteri; Cypriniformes; Danionidae. The transcript has 4 exons. The record is from RefSeq and is a predicted model, not a curated record. Gene Ontology annotation, molecular function: zinc ion binding; nucleic acid binding. Bases 2 to 463 code for a protein of 153 amino acids.
AAUGGCGACUCCCAUGCAUAGACUGAUCGCUCGGCGACAAGCGGAAGCAAAUAAACAGCAUGUUCGUUGCCAGAAGUGUCUGGAAUAUGGACACUGGUCUUAUGAAUGUACUGGGAAGAGAAAAUAUCUUUACAGACCCUCCAGGACAGCGGAGAUGAAGAAAAAACUUAAAGACAAGGAGAACAAUCCUUCAGAAGAUCCUGGAUCUGGAGAAACACCACGCAGUGAGAAAAAAACGAAGAAAAAAAAUUCCUCCAGCAGCAGCGGCUCCUCCAGCGACUCUUCCUCAGACAGCAGCGACUCCUCCAGCUCCUCAUCCUCAGACAGCAGCAGUGACAGUGACGAUGACUCUUCGUCCUCUUCUUCCUCAUCUUCAUCCUCAUCUUCCUCCUCCAGCUCUGACUCGGACUCCUCCAGCAGCUCUGAUCAGGGCCCUCCCAAGAAGAGGAAAAAGAAGAAAUGAGGCUCCACUGCGUCUGAAUUGAGAACAUUCAUAUUGUGAGGAGGCGAGGAAAUUAUUUAUGUUUAGUCACGCCGUUUUGUUUAAUGUAAAAAAAAAAUCUUUCAGUCACUUUAAAGGGGUAGUUCAUCCAAAAAAUGAAAACUCUGUCAUUUACGCACUUGUUUUUAAACCUGUUUGAGUUUCUUUAUUCUGCUAGACACAAAAGAAGAUAUUUUGAAGAAUGUUGGAAACCGGUAACCAUUGACUUCAAUAGUAUUUGUUCACUCUAAACACAAAAGAAGAUAUUUUGAAGAAUGUCGGAAACCGGUAACCAUUGACUUCAAUAGUAUUUGUUCACUCCAAACACAAAAGAAGAUAUUUUGAAGAAUGUCGGAAACCGGUAACCAUUGACUUCAAUAGUAUUUGUUCACUCCAAACACAAAAGAAGAUAUUUUGAAGAAUGUCGGAAACCGGUAACCAUUGACUUCAAUAGUAUUUGUUUACUCCAAAUACAAAAGAAGAUAUUUCGAAGAAUGUUAGAAACUGGUAACCAUUGACUCAAAUAGUAUUUGUUCACUCUAAACACAA